Oncorhynchus tshawytscha (Chinook salmon) is the source of this 3309-nucleotide messenger RNA. RefSeq names its product EH-domain containing 2b (gene ehd2b). Gene Ontology annotation, molecular function: protein binding; GTP binding; calcium ion binding. Gene Ontology annotation, cellular component: cytoplasm; plasma membrane. NCBI's taxonomy places the organism in Eukaryota, Metazoa, Chordata, Actinopteri, Salmoniformes, Salmonidae. Gene Ontology annotation, biological process: endosomal transport; endocytosis. Bases 1212 to 2843 code for a protein of 543 amino acids. The record is from RefSeq and is a predicted model, not a curated record. The transcript has 8 exons.
UUUUUCCCAGCUCUAAACAGUAGAGAUUCAGGGUUAGUCCCAGAGUUUUGCUUGGCAUCGCUGGGAGAGGAGGUGCAUUGAGAGAGGAGAGAGAGAGAGAGGUGUAGUCAGUGUGUCCCUGUCUUCCUCCAGCUAGCAGAGAGAGGACCCCUUCAUCUGAAACAUAUUCAACUCUGGAGAGAAACCAUCCCACGGACUGACAGGCUUCUGGUUGCCCUUACCUCACAGGAGCACACUGAGUAGCUGGUAUUUACUGACAGUAGAGAGAGAGAGAGAGCACCCUCCUGAGUAGCUGGUAUUUACUGACAGUAGAGAGAGAGAGCACCCUCCUGAGUAGCUGGUAUUUACUGACAGUAGAGAGAGAGAGCACCCUCCUGAGUAGCUGGUAUUUACUGACAGUAGAGAGAGAGAGCACCCUCCUGAGUAGCUGGUAUUUACUGACAGUAGAGAGAGAGAGCACCCUCCUGAGUAGCUGGUAUUUACUGACAGUAGAGAGAGAGAGCACCCUCCUGAGUAGCUGGUAUUUACUGACAGUAGAGAGAGAGAGCACCCUCCUGAGUAGCUGGUAUUUACUGACAGUAGAGAGAGAGAGCACCCUCCUGAGUAGCUGGUAUUUACUGACAGUAGAGAGAGAGAGCACCCUCCUGAGUAGCUGGUAUUUACUGACAGUAGAGAGAGAGAGCACCCUCCUGAGUAGCUGGUAUUUACUGACAGUAGAGAGAGAGCACCCUCCUGAGUAGCUGGUAUUUACUGACAGUAGAGAGAGAGCACCCUCCUGAGUAGCUGGUAUUUACUGACAGCAUACAUGCAGCAGCAUUCUUCAACCUCCUGAAGGGAGGAGACGUUUCUCCCAUCUUCGCCAGAAGUCUUUUGAAGGAGUCAGAGUGGUGACCGUUUCGGAGAGGUGGAAGACCUCAGACCAGAGCUUUAACGACAUAAAACAGACCGUACAGUAACAUCCAGUACCAUCCUCGAAGAGGCCCGGCUGAAGAAGAGGUCUCAGAGGAGAAGAGUUCACAUUAAAACACAGGAAACACCUGAAAACGCUCCCAGGUUCACCUUCAAGAAACACAGACACACAUUCUCACACACACAGACACACACACAGGUAGUUUACAGAACUCCCUCACAUUCCUCAAAGGUAGAUCAUUUCCUCUUGAAGGACAACAAUCAACCAAUCAGCCAAUCAUUCAGCCAGUCAGCCAAUCAGGAUGUCUCGUUGGGGCCGUAAGGAUGUGAAGAAGACUCCUGAGGUGAUCAGGACGGUAACAGAGGGGCUGAAGUCUCUGUACCGUCAGAAGCUCCUCCCCCUGGAGCAGUACUACGGUUUCCAUGACUUCCACUCCCCCUCUCUGGAGGACGCAGAUUUUGACAACAAACCCAUGGUGCUGGUGGUGGGGCAGUACUCCACUGGCAAGACUACAUUCAUCAAGUAUCUGUUGGAGCAGGAUAUCCCAGGAAGCAGGAUAGGGCCAGAGCCCACCACCGACUGUUUCACAGCCAUCAUGCACGGUGAGGUAGAGGGGGUGAUCCCGGGCAACGCUCUCAUCGUUGACCCCAACAAACCUUUUCGCAAGCUCAACCCCUUCGGAAACACCUUCCUCAACAGGUUCCAGUGUGCCCAGCUGCCCAAUCAGGUCCUGGAGAGCAUCAGCAUCAUCGACACACCGGGGAUCCUGUCAGGAGCAAAGCAGAGGGUGAGCCGAGGCUAUGACUUCCCAGCGGUGCUACGUUGGUUUGCGGAGCGCGUUGACCGCAUCAUCCUCCUGUUCGACGCCCACAAGUUGGAGAUCAGUGAUGAGUUCUCCGAGGCCAUCGGAGCUCUGCGGGGUAACGAGGACAAACUGCGUGUCGUCCUGAACAAGGCUGACAUGGUGGGAACGCAACAGCUGAUGAGGAUCUACGGAGCUCUCAUGUGGUCUCUGGGCAAGGUGUUCAACACUCCAGAGGUCUUGAGGGUGUAUAUCGGGUCGUUCUGGUCCGAGCCGCUGCUGGUCCCUGAUAACCGUCGUCUGUUUGAGCUGGAAGAGGAAGAUUUGUUUAGUGACAUCCAGAACCUUCCUCAUAACGCAGCCCUCAGGAAACUCAACGACCUGGUGAAGAGGGCACGACUGGUCAGGGUGCAUGCCCACAUCAUCAGCUAUCUAAAGAAGGAAAUGCCAACCUUCAGGAAGGACAAAAUGAAGAAGAACCUGAUCUACCAGCUUCCUGUCAUCUUCUCCAAGAUCCAGCUGCAGCACCAUAUCUCUGCUGGGGACUUCCCUGACUGCGCCAAGAUGCAGGAGCAACUGUUGAUCCAUGACUUCACUAAGUUCAAGCCCCUGAAGCCGUCCCUGAUGGCCGCUCUGGACGAGCUGCUGGCGUCCGACAUCGCCAAGCUCAUGCCCCUGCUACGCCAGGAGGAGAUUGAUGCGGGGGUGCAACCAGGGGUGCAGGGGGGGGCCUUCCUGGGAACCCGCGCCGGGCCCUUCGUGGAGAACGACCCAUUCGGAGAGGUGGAGAAUGGGGGGGAGGAAGGCGAGGAAGAGGGCGAGAUGGCCUGGGUUGUGACCAAGGACAAGCCCAAAUACGACGAGAUCUUCUACAACCUGGCGCCCAACGAGGGCAAGCUGAGUGGCACCAAGGCCAAGGACUGGAUGGUGAGCACCCGGCUGCCAAACUCCGUCCUGGGGAGGAUCUGGAAGCUGUCGGAUGUGGACCGGGAUGGCAUGCUGGAUGACGAGGAGUUUGCGCUGGCCAGCCACCUGAUCGAGGUGAAGUUAGAGGGGCAUGGUCUGCCCCCUGAGCUGCCCGCCCGUCUGGUGCCCCCUUCCAAGCGCAGAAUGAAAGGAUCGGAUAUAUAGAGACUAUUACAUCAACCCACCCUGUGGAGCUGACAGUAUAGCCCUCUGACGGCUGACACACACGCUACUGCCCCCCCCCACGUUGUCCUCUUGUCUCCUUGUCUUUAUGUCUGUCAGCCCCUGGGUGUAUCUCGAUAGUCUAAGUUAAGCCCCUGGGUGCAUCUCGAUAGUCUAAGGUAGCUUCCUCUGGUCUUUUCAUCUCUGGUCUUCGAGAGGGAGACAGGAAGAAAAGGCUUGACAGAGGUGCGGAGAUGAGACUCGAACCUCCCUCCCGUUGUGAUUUGUGGUCUGGAGUCCAGUGUGUCUCCAGUCUGGUUCCUUUCCCAUAGUGCAGAUGAAUGAAAGGAAAGGAGGAAGUGGAGAUACUUUACGCUAUUGAAAUGCACCCCAAUUUAGUCUUACUGGAUCAUGUGUUUAGCUGAGCUGAGGUCAAAUAAAGGCUAGUGGCCCACACUGCUCUACUCUA